GAUUGGCCAGCUACUGGCAGGCAGAGUCAGCCUCUCCCUCAGCAUCCUCCUGCAGCCUGGCCGGCCGGGCCCGAGUCCUGCAGCCACCACUGCCGCCGCGAGAGCCUGGGUCCUACCGCCCGCCCUCCCGCCAACCAGCACCCGGGGGCCGGCCGAGUCCUCCACUGACAGUAGGGAGCAGAGUCUGGGGCCUGCCCGUUCAACGCCGAGUAAGGAAUGAGAGAGUGCCACCAUGAUGGAAGGACUGAAAAAACGGACAAGGAAAGCUUUUGGUAUACGGAAGAAAGAAAAGGAUACAGAUUCCACGGGAUCUCCAGACAGAGAAGGCAGCAAGAAGGCCAACGGGGCUCCUAAUGGGUUUUACGCAGAGAUUGACUGGGAACGAUAUAACUCUCCCGAGGUGGAUGAUGAGGGCUACAGCAUCCGGCCCGAUAUGGAACCUGGCUAUAUCAACAAAGGAGGAAAGCACUUCUAUUCAUCUAGUGAGUCCGAGGAAGAGCAAGAGUCUCGCAAGAAAUUCAAUAUUAAGAUUAAGCCCCUUCAGGCUAAAGAUAGUUUGAAAAGUGUAGCCACUGUGGAUGAAUUGAAGGCUUCAAUUGGGAACAUUGCACUUUCCCCUUCCCCUGUGAGGAAAAGUCCGAGGCGUAGCCCGGGUACAAUUAAGAGAAAACUAUCACGUGAAGAAAUUGCAAGACCAAGGCGUGCAACACCUACAGCCGAGGUUGCAAGACGUUCAACACCAACUGCUGAAGUUACAAGACGUUCAACACCAACGCCAGAGCUUGUUAGCAAGAGGAUUCCUGCUGAUUUGUUCGGACCCCCACUGGAAUCAGCCUUUGAAGGGCCAAAGUCUGAAGUUUCAUUAGAUCAGUCGGAAAUAUGGGGAGCCUCUCAGAUGGAACCCCCAGACCUAGAGUCACCAGAACAGUCACAUCCUUUUCCUACCGGAACUCCUCCGCCCAUUCCACCGAAAAAUAUUCCGGCCACACCACCAAGAACGGCUUCACCGUUACCAGCAGGAGUAGAAUCCAUAGUAGAUGAUCAGGACGACACAGCUGAAGAUGCACAACAUCCAUCAAUAAAUGACCUGGACAGCAUUUUUGGCCCUGUGUUGUCCCCAAAGUCAGUGGCUGUUGAUUCAGAAGAUAAGUGGGUCACAUUUGUAGAACCUUCUCCAGAAAGGGUUUCUCCAGAAGUCCCUACAAGAAGAACGGUUGAGUCUCCCCCAGCAGAACCAGAAAUUCCCUGUGAAUCCCCUGUGGUGGAAACUUCACGCAACAUACCAUCUCCACUCAAUUUGGAGGAGAUCCAGAAGAAAAUCGCUGAGCAAAGUUUCGUCAAAGACGACAUACUGGAGACUGCGGUUUCUCCAAAAGAUUUUGGAUUGGGGCAAAGAGCUACUCCACCCCCACCUCCACCACCUACAUACAGAGCUGUGGUGUCUUCUCCUGGGCCUAGUGCUAGCAGUGCUGUUGGCUGUGCAAGUGGUACUUCCUCUCCAGCCCGGCCUGCCACCCCUCUUGCUAUCUGCAGUACAACUCCUCCACCACCUCCUCCCCGUCCACCUUCUCGACCAAAAUUGCCUCCUGGAAAGCCUGGAGUAAGCGAUGUGUCAAGGCCGUUCAGUCCCCCAAUCCACUCAUCCAGCCCCCCUCCCAUCGCUCCACUAGCUCGCGCUGAAAGCACCUCUUCGAUUUCUUCUGCAACGUCUCUGAGUGCCGCCACCACACCAACUGUUGAGAAUGAACAGCCUUCCCUCAUUUGGUUUGACAGAGGAAAAUUUUAUUUGACUUUUGAAGGGUCAUCAAGAGGCCCAAGCCCUCUGACGAUGGGUGCCCAGGAUACCCUUCCAGUAGCAGCCGCCUUCACGGAAACUGUCAAUGCCUACUUCAAAGGAGCCGAUCCAAACAAGUGUAUAGUGAAGAUCACCGGAGAAAUGGUCCUGUCGUUCCCAGCCGGUAUCACUCGACAUUUCUCCAAUAAUCCCAUGCCAGCCGCUCUGACAUUUCGUAUAACAAAUUACAGUCGGUUAGAACAUGUUUUACCAAACCCUCAACUUCUCUGCUGCGAUAAUACGCAGCCAUCUCCUAAUGCAAAAGAGUUCUGGGUGAAUAUGCCAAAUCUGAUGACUCACCUGAAAAAAGUAUCGGAACAGAAACCACAAGCAACAUAUUACAAUGUAGACAUGCUCAAAUAUCAGGUAUCUGCCCAGGGACUUCAGUCUACUCCAUUGAACCUAGCGGUGAGUUGGCGAUGUGAAGCGACAAGUACCGACCUGCGAGUAGACUACAAAUACAACCCCGAGGCAAUGACUACCCCAGUAGCGCUGAACAAUGUCCAGUUUGUUAUACCCAUAGAUGGAAACGUAACAAAGCUUCAUGCUGUCCUUCCACCUGCUGCCUGGAGUGCCGAACAGCAGAGGAUAUUAUGGAAAAUCCCAGAUAUUUCCCAGAAAUCUGAAAAUGGAGGAGUUGGUUCUUUGCUUGCAAGGUUUCUCCUAUCAGAGGGUCCGAGUAAGCCAGCCCCCCUGGCAGUACAAUUCACCAGCGAAGGAACCACUCUGUCUGGAUGUGAUAUUGAGCUUGUUGGGGGUGGAUACCGAUUCUCACUCAUUAAGAAGAGGUUUGCAGCAGGAAAAUACUUGGCCGAUAUCUAAUUGGACAUUUAUGCUCAUGGAACAUUGUACAUGAAGAAACAAUGUUUCCCGAGCAGAUUUUAUUUAUAAGCUAAUGAACAUGGACAAUUAUUUGGUAUGUGUGGGACGUUUCUGUUGGGAGCUGCGACGAUCGUCAUUGGAGCAUUUUCCGCAGAAAUCUUCAUGUUUACCAUUCCUACAGUAUUUACUUCUAGAUGUAACAUUGUUCAUGGUUUUAAAAUGUAAUUAUUGUAUUUGUAAAUUGUACUUAUUCCAGUAAGGCUGUAUUUUGGCAGUUAGACUCUGUCGUCUCGACAUUUUACCAUUAGUAAAUGGAUGUAAUUUAAACUGUUCUAAAGAAUAAAUUGGUAGUAUUGUUGAAUGGGAUACUGCUUACUGAGAUAAUUGUGUAUAUAUAGAACUGAAUCUAAUAUAAAUAAUUAUCGUGGGGGGAUGCCUCAAAUAUUGAAUUGUUGGCUAUGCAGAUGAAGUGAUCUCCAUACGAGAUUUCCCGACAUGCAGAUGUAAUUAAAAAGGACGUUUGCAUGAAGUAUUAGGUGAAGGUGUUAUAGGAAACAGCAAGGUUAGUUAAAUCAAUAAAGCAUUCAAAAUAGGGACAAUAAUGCA
Molecule: messenger RNA, 3262 nt
Organism: Pelobates fuscus (common spadefoot toad)
Lineage: Eukaryota; Metazoa; Chordata; Amphibia; Anura; Pelobatidae
Gene: SGIP1
Product: SH3GL interacting endocytic adaptor 1
Exons: 24
Coding region: 233-2656 (807 amino acids)
Biological process (GO): actin filament polymerization; clathrin-dependent endocytosis
Cellular component (GO): actin filament; plasma membrane; cytoplasm
Molecular function (GO): actin filament binding
Source: RefSeq, a predicted model, not a curated record